AUGGACCAGGUCUACGUGCAUUACACUGGGGAUUGCAUAUUGAAGAUCGAAUUACUGGGCUUAUUCGAACUCAACGGCUUCUUCAUUACCCAGAAGGCACUGAUAUUGCUGGAGUCUGGCGUGAGUUUUGCUUUGAUAAAGCCAAACCAAUUGAAGAACAAUGGAUUCGCGAUGUUCAUUUCUUUGAUCAAGAACGUCAGCGGUUUUUGA
Messenger RNA from Penicillium argentinense, 210 nucleotides. RefSeq lists its product as uncharacterized. Bases 1 to 210 code for a protein of 69 amino acids. Lineage: Eukaryota; Fungi; Ascomycota; Eurotiomycetes; Eurotiales; Aspergillaceae. The transcript has a single exon. The record is from RefSeq and is a predicted model, not a curated record.